AUGGCCUCGGUCGAUCCGUACGACAAGUCUGGUGGUCUUGUCUCUCUUUGGGACUCUACUCUCUUCAUCAAWUUAAAUUCGUUUAUGGAUAGGAAUUAUCUGAUCGUUACUGGUUCUUUGUGUCCUAGCGGGGUUAAGUUAGGCAUCUGCAGCAUUUACGCUCCUCAAGACUCUAGCRAAAAAGCUCGGUUGUGGUCUGCCCUUACGGAGCUAUUGGAGUCUAUCGAUGUCGAUGCUUGGAUUUGCUGCGGUGAUUUUAACGUUGUUAGAUGUCAGGAUGAAAGGGUAGGGUCYGAGUUUGAUGUUGGGAGUGCCUUGGACUUAUUAAACUUUAUUUAUGAGAACGGCUUUUUGGACCUCAAAAUGGGUGGUCGGAAGUUCACGAGGAAAAGUGCGGAUGGUUUUAAAUGGAGUAAACUUGAUCRUUUCUUGGUGUCCCAGAGUUUCCUCUCCUUUUGGUCUAAGGCAUGUGUGAYCGCGAUGCCGUUCUUAUACUCRGAUAACUGYCCUAUUCUUCUGGAUGGCUGCGACGAAGAUUUUGGGCCGAUCCCGUUUAAACUUUUUAAUUCUUGGUUAAGUGAUUCAGACUUUGUGCAGAUGCGACUGAAGGCGAAGAUUAAAGAUUGGAGGAAGUCGAAAUUGGCUUCAACCAAAGCCAAGAAGGCUUCUCUUACUKCUAAGGUUAACRAUUUAGAUUUGAUUGCGGCUGCUGGUAAUCUGAGUGUUGUUGAUGCGCAGAUCAGARUGGAUGCURUGAAGCGUAUUCUGGAGAUUGAUGAAGCUGACAUUAGUGAUCUUAGACAAAAGGCCAAAGCUAGGUGGACUCUUGAAGGAGAUUCUUCCAUGGUCUACUUAGAGGCAGAUUUAGCAAGUUAA
Molecule: messenger RNA, 876 nt
Organism: Cynara cardunculus var. scolymus (artichoke)
Lineage: Eukaryota; Viridiplantae; Streptophyta; Magnoliopsida; Asterales; Asteraceae
Exons: 2
Coding region: 1-876 (291 amino acids)
Source: RefSeq, a predicted model, not a curated record